Messenger RNA from Pleuronectes platessa (European plaice), 783 nucleotides. It is a transcript of the gene plekhg5b, whose product is annotated as pleckstrin homology domain containing, family G (with RhoGef domain) member 5b. Gene Ontology annotation, cellular component: plasma membrane; axon; endocytic vesicle. NCBI's taxonomy places the organism in Eukaryota, Metazoa, Chordata, Actinopteri, Pleuronectiformes, Pleuronectidae. Gene Ontology annotation, biological process: Rho protein signal transduction; endothelial cell migration. The record is from RefSeq and is a predicted model, not a curated record.
CUGGGACAUGUAGGGAGAGAAACUGUAGCCUGCGGCUCACCUCACCUCUUCACUCCUCCACCUGAUGCAAACGUGUGCACGGUGGUUUGCCACCACCAGGACUGCCAGGACCUGAACAGCAAGAGCCCCCUUCAUCUGUGUGAGUCAUGUGACUCCCGCUUCCACUCGGAGAACACAGACAACAUGCACUUUGACCGACACCCGCGAUUUGACUUGCAACCUCAAGCCUCCAUCCUGGCUCGGAACGUGUCCACGCGCUCCUGUCCCCCACGCACCAGCCCCCCCUCCGACCUGGAGGAAGAGGACGAGGGGACCAACGACCGCGGGGAGCGUAAAACCGGGGGGCUGAAGCUGGUGAAGAAGAAGCCGCGGAGACGCCACACAGACGACCCCAGUAAGGAGUGCUUCAGCCUCAAGUUUGAUCUCAACGUGGACAUAACCACAGAAAUUGUACCUGCGAUGAAAAAGAAAACGCUGAGAGAGGUUCUGGGACCAGUGUUUGAGAGGAACGGCAUCGAGCUGUCCCGGGUCGACCUCUUCCUGGAUCAGUCCAACACGCCUCUGUCCCUCAACUUCGAGGCGUACCGCUUCGGAGGACACUACCUCAAGGUCAAAGCGCGGCCAGGCGAUGAGCUGAAGGUGGAGCAGGGUGUAAAGGACAUGAGGUCUCUCAGCCUGCCCAACAUGAAGCCCUCGGGGGGUCAGGGCCCCUACAUCCUCACCCCGGGCAGCGAGCGGGUGGAGCACGGAUCCCUGGGACGCAAGGAGACCAUAGAUCUGCUG